Molecule: messenger RNA, 1545 nt
Organism: Exophiala viscosa
Lineage: Eukaryota; Fungi; Ascomycota; Eurotiomycetes; Chaetothyriales; Herpotrichiellaceae
Product: transferase family-domain-containing protein
Exons: 1
Coding region: 1-1545 (514 amino acids)
Molecular function (GO): acyltransferase activity, transferring groups other than amino-acyl groups
Source: RefSeq, a predicted model, not a curated record
AUGCACCGAGAUGGAGGAGGGCACGCGGCGCCAAGAAGCAGCGAAGAUCAUGUAGACCUUGCAGAUACCGGCCUCUUGCGUCUUCACCGCGAGAAGAGUGCACCCGGAACAGAUGAACAUGUCAAAUGGCAGCACAGUAUCAACCUUUCAAGCAUCGAACACUGCAUGCCCCGAUCGUACAUUCGGAUCUGCCUUGCGUACCGACUGCCCAGCAGGGAUAUGCUCUUGGAAAUUCAAAUCAAGCUGAACAACUUCGUGAGAAAGACGGUCGAUGCCAAGCCGUACUUGAGUGGAUUUGUGGUUGCGGUAAAAGAGCCCAACAAGCAGGUCGGGGCCGUCAAGAUCAAGUUUUCAGACCAGGACUUUCUUGAGUAUCCAAUGGUCAAAAUUCGCCAUCUCAGCCAACAAGAAGUCCCGUACACUUAUGACCAACUCAACGAGAUGGGCAUGCCUCCCAGUGUGCUUAAGCCAGAUCUGGUCUCGGCCUUGACUGAGUCAGCCGACGACGAGCGCGCCCCAGUGUUUCGAGUUCAGGCAAAUGUGGUGGAAGGGGGGCUUAUCGUCUCCAUUUACCUGCAUCAUUGCAUUUCUGACGGUACUGGGUUCGCCUUGCUCACUACAGGCAGUCUGCUCAACGACGACUUCACGUUCGAACGCCACUUGGACGGAAAGGGCCAUGGGAUGCCUAGUCUGUCAAGGAGACUGGACGCUUUUGCCCAUCACCAGAGCAUCGUCAGACAGGAGCUGUCGUAUAACUCACCAAACCAGAUCAACGAUCGACACCUCAAAUGCAAGGUGAUCAAGCCAGCAGGUGAACUCAAUGAAGGCAGCAAGGCUAAGGGUCGGGGCUGCAUCAUGUCCCUCUCUUUAGAGAAGCUGGCGGGACUGAAGUCAGCGCUCGAAGGUCAUACCGACGGCAAGUUCAUCACCCAGAAUGAUGCACUGUUGGCACUUCUCUGGCAUAGCAUGACAAAAGCUCGCAUUCCUUCACUUGCAUCAGGGCCAUCACUGGUCACUGAGUCAAAACUGCUUAUCCCAGUCAACAUCCGGAACAAGCUCAAGAAGCCACUGUCGGAGUCGUAUUUUGGUGCGGCUGUUGACUUCGCGUCGGCCAAGAUGCGGCUGUCGGAUCUGGCGCUAUUCAGCAAUGCUGCACUUGCGCUGUCGGCCAUGGUAAUUCGCGAAGCGAUCAACAAUGUGGAUGAACCCUACAUUCGACAGGCCAUUGCCCUUGCUCGAUAUGUUGAUCCUAAGGUCGACGUCCGGGACCUCCAAGCUAGUAACAUGGACCGGUCCACUGGAGCCGACAUGUAUGUCACGAGCUGGGAGAAGCUGAGAUGCUACGAUGCCACCUUCGAGAUGGGACUUGGACGGCCAGACUGGAUCCGGAAGCCGUGGUCCAAAGAUCCAGGAUCUUGCAUCGUGCUUCCUCGCGACGAUCAGAAACCAUAUCUCGAGGUGGUGAUUCAGAUGACUGAGGGUGAUAUGGCACGACUUCUGGACGACAAGGAUUUCAUGAGCCAUGUUUCGAGGGUGAUCGACUAA